Bactrocera tryoni is the source of this 537-nucleotide messenger RNA. Its product is annotated as putative nuclease HARBI1. The transcript is spliced from 3 exons. NCBI's taxonomy places the organism in Eukaryota, Metazoa, Arthropoda, Insecta, Diptera, Tephritidae. The record is from RefSeq and is a predicted model, not a curated record. Bases 87 to 527 code for a protein of 146 amino acids.
ACGGAACUCAUGUUCGCAUAAUUUCACUAAGAAGAGAAGUGCAACAUCUUUAUCUUAACAGAAAGGGCUACUACAGUUUAAACGUGAUGAUUCUUUGUGUUUAUAAAAUGUCUAUUCGGUAUGUGGAUGCUAGGCAUGCAGGCGCAAAUCAUGACUCUUUUGUUUUCAAUGUUAGCGAUUUGAAAGUGCAUUUACAGAAAAACAUACAGAAUAACACUUGGAUCUUGGGCGACGCUGGCUAUCCUCUGCACAAAUUUUUAAUGACGCCUUAUCGCUUGGCGGAAGCUUCUUCACCCCAAGCACGCUACAAUACAGCACACUCAAAGGCCCGGAAUAUUGUAGAGCGGACAAUUGGUGUACUCAAGAGUACAUUUCGAUUUCUUUUAUCUGUACGAGGUUUAUUACACUCCCGAAAAGGCUACGCAAAUUGUGAAUGCUUGUUGCGCAUUGCACAAUAUUUGCCAACACUUUCAAGUGGAAUCUCCGGAAGAAAUACCAUCUACUUCACAUACUACAAUGACCAAUGAUAUUUUGGAC